CCUUUAAUCUGAACUGUCACCCGGCAGUUGUCGAUGACCGUGUCGGUGCAGCACAUAGACGAGACCAGCGGAGAGUAAACAAACCUCCGGUUUCUGACAGCUGCAGAAACACCAAACCCUCCAGAGUGAGAGGAAAAUGUCCGGACUGCAGGGUUUGAAGGCAUUUAUCAGCCAGCGGCUCACCGCUGCGGUGGACGACGUCCUGGGACACCUGGAGAGAACCUUCCGGGAGUACGAGGAGGAGAGGGAGCGCCGCCACCGGGACCUGCUGGAGGUGUUUCUGACGGCCGAGACGAAGCAGCGCGGUGCAGUGUGUCCAUCAGAUGUUCAGCAGGUUGUGGUGAAUGUAGACCAACAGCAGAAGAGGAGCUUCUGUCUGGAUCAGGAGGACGCUCAUAUUAAAGAGGAGAAGGAGGAGCUGUGGAGCAGUCAGGAGGCUGAUAUCACUGAGUUCCCCUCCUCUCCUGUCCCUGUGAAGAGUGAAGAUGAUAAAGAGAAACCUGAGUCUUCACAGCUUCAUCACAGCCACACUGAGGAGAACAGGGAUUCUGUGGGAGAAUCGGAACCAGAACCACGUUUACAGUCAGUCACUGGAGACAAAGCUUCAGACUCUGAACCUGAGACUGAAAUCAGUGACGACGACUGUAAACAGAGCAGAGACCCUGAACCAGACUCUGUGCAACAUCACCGCACUUCAGUAAACGAAGGUGGAAAAAAGUUGUUUAUCUGCAGUGAAUGUGGCCGAAAGUUUGGUCGUAAAGACAGCCUGCGGAGACACAUGAGAUACCACACCGGAGAGAAACCGUACAGCUGCUCCGUUUGCAGCAAAAGAUUCUCUCAGAGGCCAAACUUAAUCCGCCAUAUGAGAUGUCACUCAGGAGAGAAACCUUUUGGCUGCUCGUUCUGUGAGACUAGUUUUGCUGUGCGCAGUGCUCUGGUGAACCACAUGAGGAUCCACACAGGGGAGAAACCGUUCAGCUGCUUGUACUGUGAGAAAAGUUUCACACAGAAGGGAGGUCUGAAGAAACACAUGACUGUUCACACAGGAGAGAAACCCUACAGCUGCCCAGUGUGUGAGAAAAGCUUUUCACAGAAAGCAAACCUGACUUAUCACUUCUCAGUGCACACAGGACAGAAACAGUUUGGCUGCAGCGUCUGUGAUAAAAGAUUCACGUGGCAGUCGCAGGUCAAAAGCCACAAAUGUGUUGGAGAGAGCAGCAGCUAAAACUGCAGAAUUGCCAGAAUUACUGUAAAUAGAAACAAAAGUCAACACUCUGCAUUCCCACACUCCCAAUACAAACUUCUGAACAAGCACAUUUAUGGAAUAUGACUAUAAAACAGGGAUGGUGGUUUUUGCACAGCUACAGUGUGCACAUGUGCACAGUGCACAUUUAUAACAAGAAAAGCGCUCAGAGAGAGCAGUAGUCUGGCAGGGCUGCUCUGUCAUUUUAGGAUUUCUGACAGAUAAGUCCCAAUAGGUCCACAGCGGUCACAAUCAUGUGAUCAUUAACAGGCAGCUGACAUAGCGUUCACUUGUCAUAGAUACAGUGAUGCCUGGCCACUAUCUCGCUAUGAUACAGAAAUCUUUAACAAAUCUGUGAAUCCAGACUAUAAGCUGCAUCACUGCCAAAAUUGGAUCACUUGGUCCUUGUGUCAUUUCUGACCUUUCCUGAAAAUUUCAUCCAAAACCAUUUACCUGUUUGUGAAUAAUGUUGCUAACAGGCAGAUUGAAGGACAAACGUACACCAGUCGUCACAUUACUCUGUUCCUUGGCGGAGUAAUAAACUAGUGUAUCCGAUUGGAUGAUCUAAAAUCGUUGAAUGUCCUUAAUGACAGAAUGAUUUCUGGAUGAAGGAUGAAACUUGCAGAGUAGCAGUGCAGCCUUUGGGUGGGUUGUGUCCUCCAAAAUACUGAAAAAGCACCAAUCUGCCCCCCCCCACACACACCCCCCACCAUACAGUAGAAAAUAUGUUAAAUAUAUUCUCCUUUAAUGAACAUGUUGGUGCAUCUGUCUGUUGUAAUUUCCUGUAAUUAAUUAUUAACACAAAAACCUUGUUUACCAUCAGAUCCUGGGUUUUUGACAUUAUUGCUGCUGUGUUUGAAUGCAAAUCGCUUAGUUUAAAGAUGCAUUUAUGGCUUGUCCUGACAUGUGAUGCUGCAGGUAUUUAUUAAAGUCAAAGGAUGAACUCUGUAAUAUACAAAGGUUAUCUGUAGGUUUAUUAAUGUUGCUGUAGAAUUUUGAAUUACAGCCAGUGAAACAUGAUCAUUACAGUUUCAGACCUGCCUGAGCCACAUUAAUAGCUAUAUUUUAGCAGCUAUGCUAACAUACUGUGUGACUGAUACCUGUGGAGACGAACUGAGGCUCUAAACAUUGCAGUUUUCAUUCUGGAACGAUUUCUGUGCAGAAAUGUGAAGCUCACUGUAAACAGCAGCUUUACAACGCAUGAUGCAUAAAGACUGGCUGGAUGCAUCUUGUAAUGUGCAACAACAUAUUCUUACCUCCCUCUGAUGCUCCAAGUAAAGCACAAGUCAGCUGUCUUUAUUACGGGUUUAUUAUGGCAGAGGAAUUAUUUGCUUAAAAGUGUCUCGAAAUGAAUCAGUUGUUUAUUUAAUUUAAGCUUGUGUUCUAAUUGUAUUAUGGGAUCUGUGUUCCCCCAAAUGUCUGAUGCCAUCGCAUGAGUGUGACUUUUACAGCACGUCUUGGUCAUGAUGGCGGUCAUUCACUCUGGAUGCAGCAACAAACAGUUCAAAUAAACGUUCAGUGAGAAAUUA
Acanthochromis polyacanthus (spiny chromis) is the source of this 2772-nucleotide messenger RNA. RefSeq names its product zinc finger and SCAN domain-containing protein 31-like. The record is from RefSeq and is a predicted model, not a curated record. Gene Ontology annotation, molecular function: DNA-binding transcription factor activity, RNA polymerase II-specific; RNA polymerase II cis-regulatory region sequence-specific DNA binding. Lineage: Eukaryota; Metazoa; Chordata; Actinopteri; Pomacentridae. Gene Ontology annotation, biological process: regulation of transcription by RNA polymerase II. Bases 137 to 1225 code for a protein of 362 amino acids. The transcript has 2 exons.